CAGCGCUGCUGCCCAUCCUCCAACGCAAGUCAUCAGUUAACGCAGCCGAUUAAGCACCUGACGCACGCCAGAUCAGGCCCGCGCAAGCACAUUGCUGGCCUCUAUAGAGCGCCUCUACACAUUUCCGUCCAGUUGUGCGGGAUUCUACCAUCACAGUCUCCCCGAUGGAUUUGAACAGCUUAAAAAAGCAGGUGUCAAACCUGACCCUGUACGAUAUCAAAGCUGGGGUGCGGAAGGUGCAAAAUGCCGUCAUGAACUACACCGAAAUGGAGGCAAAGGUUCGCGAAGCCACAAACAAUGAACCAUGGGGCGCAUCCUCUACGCAGAUGCAAGAGAUCGCCGACGGCACUUUCAACUACCAGACUCUGAACGAAAUCAUGCCCAUGAUUUACCGACGUUUUACGGAAAAGUCAGCAGAAGAAUGGCGCCAAAUCUAUAAGGCACUUCAAUUGCUGGAAUACCUCAUCAAGCACGGCUCCGAACGGGUUGUUGACGAUGCUCGAUCCCAUAUCUCGUUGCUCAAGAUGCUGCGCCAGUUCCACUACAUUGACCAGAACGGCAAGGACCAAGGCGUCAAUAUCCGACACCGUGCCAACGAGUUGGCCAAACUUCUCAGUGACGUUGACCUCAUUCGAGCUGAGCGCAAGAAGGCACGCGCAAACAAGGGCAAAUUCACAAGCAUGCAAGGCGGCAGUGGCUUUGGUAGCUCAAGCCGUUAUGGCGGCUUUGGAAGUGACACUGGUUAUGGAGGUGGCAGCAGCUCGACAUACGGCGGAUAUUCCGGCGGCGUCUAUGGUGACGGGGGCGGCUUCGGGGGGCAAUCUGACGAGUACCGCACAUCGCAGUCGCGGGCGGACAAGUUUGAAGAAUACGACGAGUUUGAUGAAGCAGAACGGCCUGCUGCAUCGGCGAAUCGGGUGACGCGGGACACAACUGAGCGGGCCGGUGUCAAGCGAACGACGGAUCAGCCGAAAAAGAAAGAGCCUGAGGUGGAUCUAUUCAGUUUCGAUGAGCCAGCCGCUCCGGCUGAACCGGCGCCAGCCAAAUCAUCCGGACUGGCAUCCCUGGAUAGCGGCGCCGCUGACGAUGACGAGUUUGACGACUUCCAAUCGGCGACUCCCGCUGCGCAGACAGCCGCGCCCCCAGCAUCGCAAACUGCGGCUCUCCCGCCGCCGAUCACGACAUCUGUAUCCAGCAUGCCACUAGCGGCACCAAAGCCUGUGUCUGCACCCCAGCAAGCAAACCUGAGCGGUAUGGUUGCCAUGUCGUCUAUUUCCCCUCCACCAAGCUCCUCCGCCAGCCCGGCCGCCAAUGUUUCGGCCUUCUCCACGCCCCUCGCCCCUAGCACGCUCUCUCCCGCCGCGCAGGCACCCAAGCCUACUGGAUAUCAGGCAUCUGCCCCGAAUUAUUUCACCUCGGUGCCAGCACCUAGCUCUUCAUCAUCCGUUGGGACCAAGCCUUCUAGUGGUCCUGGGGCUUCCAAGUCAGCCGCCGGGGGCGACGCGUUUGGUGCCCUUUGGUCGCAAGCAAGCUCUGGUAUAAAGAAGAAUACACAGGCCGGCCCGGGUCCAGCCUUGGGCCAGCUCGCGAAGGAGAAGAGCAAUGCCGGUAUCUGGGGCGCCCCCGCACCGUCCGCACCGAGCAGCGGCUCCACCGGUAGCAAGCCGGUUGGCAAUGGACUUGAUGACCUGCUCGGCUAGUUUUGAGCAUGUUCUAUCUCAGCUGCAGAGUAUUUGUGUCCCAUUCUCUAGUUUGUGAGAAAUUUAGAUCGGCUUUGGAGGAAAGAGAAAAUUUGGGGGUUCGAUCUGCCAGGACUGUGGCCCUGGGGCGGCGGCGCCAGAGAGUGACGUUAUUGUCAAACGGUCUUUGUGAGUCCUAACGCUCCGGCCACCCUGGCCUGCUGUGGUCUUCUAUCUUGGUAAAGACCUGCCGUGCCGCAAAGCCGGUGUAGACCCAUCCACCACGCCACAAUCACACAGCAAAAACACGGUGUAGCCCUAGCACGCUUUUCCGUGUUAACUAGUCACGGUUUGUAACAUUCUUACUCGCAAUCUUCUGAACAGUCUCGUGGCAAACACAUGGCCUCCCUUGAU
This is a messenger RNA of Thermothelomyces thermophilus ATCC 42464, 2093 nucleotides long. RefSeq lists its product as uncharacterized. The transcript has 4 exons. Gene Ontology annotation, molecular function: phospholipid binding; clathrin binding. Gene Ontology annotation, cellular component: plasma membrane; endosome; clathrin vesicle coat. Lineage: Eukaryota; Fungi; Ascomycota; Sordariomycetes; Sordariales; Chaetomiaceae. Gene Ontology annotation, biological process: Golgi to endosome transport; endocytosis. The record is from RefSeq and is a predicted model, not a curated record. The coding region runs from base 165 to 1700 and encodes 511 amino acids.